Ectocarpus sp. CCAP 1310/34 is the source of this 4505-nucleotide messenger RNA. Lineage: Eukaryota; Phaeophyceae; Ectocarpales; Ectocarpaceae. The record is from the annotation of a GenBank genome assembly.
UCGCGGUUCAAGUGCUCAAGGGCACUCGAGGGUGGCAGUAUCCUAUCCCUCACUACUUUCGCCUCGCAUAUUGCCACUGCUGUAGCUUCAGACAGCACAGGCAAAUUGGUUGCGUAGAUUACCCUCGAAUCGGGCGAGGAGGUGAUGACAAUGAUGGACAACGCAUCCCGGGUAGAUGGGGUUGGCGGCAACAUGUCGGACUCAGGUGAGAGCUUUGGGUCAACAUCGUCGGUCGGUACUGGUGAUGAAAAUGAGCCGGCGCACCCCCACCACCUCAAGCUGCUCGCCCUGUCGGAGGUGCUCAUGUGUUCGCCCGUUCCGAACGAAGCUGGCAAGGUAAAGAAGAAGGAGGUGCCUUCAACGAUGAACGGCAGCAGCACAGGACUUCUGGAGGAGGCCAGGAAUAGGUGGCGGGGGAGAAAGGAGCGCUGCGUGCACUGGGACAGGGUAGAGAUCAACGGCAGAGAGUUCCCUCUCCAGCGCGCAGACACAUCCUCCAUAACACAGCAGGCCACCACCACUUCCGGAGGGCUAAUAGGGGGAACUGGACAAAGCAACACAUCCAAGCUGGCUGCUGACAAGGCACAAGCUUCCUACCUUCUCGUCGGCCACUCCACGUGUGACAUGUGCCUCAUGGAAUUUGAGGCCUCGAGCGUGUCGGGGGUGAUCACCAUGAAGCGCAUCUUGGAAACGCGACGGGACUGGGGCUUGGUCGGCGAAAAGAGCAAGAAGUACGCAGCAGCGAGCAAUCUGUACGAGCCUGCCCGGCUCUGCGCUCUGUGUAGCCAGUUUUUCUGCUCUAAGGAAGCAGAUGGUCGGGUGGGGGGUGAGGGCGGCGAGCUUGUGGCGUGCGGUGUUGGUCGGUCGGACGAGCACGUGUCGCUAUCGCUCGAGAACAUGGCAUCGAACAAGCCGCUACCGGACAAGGGGACAUCAGCGUUGGCGAAGAUGGCGACAAAAUCUGCCGGUGGCUGUAGUGCAUCGGCUGGUAGUGGCGUGCGACCGAGUCAACAUCGUCGGCGUCGAGAUGUCAGUGGAAGUAGCGACGGCACUACUACUGCUACCAACAACAGCGGCCAUGGUAGCAGCAGUAACAGGAAGGAAGCGAGAAGCCUCAAGAGUGCGGCAACGUCGGCGGCUAACUUCCGCUUAGACGAGCUGAUUGCGGACGACCGCUUCGUCGUGAAGGAAACCGAUCUGGCGAGACAAGUGGGAGCCGUCGCCUCCCAGAGUAGCACCGCCGACGGCAUGGGCGCCAACGUGUGCAGGGGGUUUGCCGCGGCAAAUCGGCGAGGGGAAGCAGAAGGAUGGGGUACAUCUGCAGGGACACCGUCAAGAUCUCCCAAUCCCGCAGCAUUGAUAAAUUUUCCGUCUGAAGGAGAAUCCCUUCUCGACUCUAGCGUCGGCGAUCCUACUCCUGUCACCCCAACGGCGUCGGCGUCCACAAAGACCACUACGGCAACAGCGUUGCCUGUCGUACAACAAACCCUUUCCUCUGCUCGUUCCACGCGUCCACAGAAACGAUCACCACCUUUGCCCGCACCGAAGAUGUGUCCGGACGAGGUUGCGGCCGCGGCGGCGGCCGCGGCGCGCACGUGCAGCCGCACCCGGCGAGAAAAUCAGCCGUGGUGGGAGAUAGACCUCGGGGGCGCCUUCCCCGUGCGGUGCAUCCGCGUGCACCACCCAGACCGUCGCACGGAGGCUACCAAGGCUGGCGCAUCGCCGUUCGUGGACGUGUCCCCCUUCUGGAUCAUGACGUCCGCCGGCGCGAUGGGGGACGCCGCGCCCGAGGAGGCCAAGCAGCUCGCCAUCUCGUCGAAGCGGGUUGGAAGCCACGGCAAGGUUACGGUGUGGAACCUGGGCGUGAAUCACUUCGCCGCGGCUGUGCGGGUGCAGGCGGAGGGGGUCAAGAGCCUCCAGCUCGCGAGAGUGGAGGUCAUCAAGGGCGGUGGCACCCAGCAAGCAAAGGAUGCCAUGCAACGCCAGCUGGCGGCUCGCACGGACUCCAACUAUUUACCCCACCACCGCCAACACCACGGCAUGUUUUCCGACGCGUCGGCAGCCCAAGGGUCCACGGCGACAUCAACUACAAGGUUGGCAAAGCAAAACACCAUCGGCGGCAGCAGCAGCAGCAGCAGCAACGACGAUGGCGGCGGCGGCGGCGGCGGCGGCGACAACGACAAUGACAAAGACGACGACAACGGCAACUACAAUGGACGUGGACUCAAGACGUUUAAGUCGAAGAUCCUUCACUUUUAUCACCAAGACCGAGGUGGCGGUGCUGCCGCUGAACCUGCAUCUGCUGCCAAUUCUUCAUCUGCAGCGGAGCCCUCGAGCUCUGAACCGAGGGCCGAGGUCGCAGCCACCGCCGCGGGGGGGCUCGGACACAUCCGGCCAAAAACUUGCUCCGCUGUCGCAGCCGGGGCGAGGAGCUCUUCAGCGGCCGGAGCAAGGUGCUCAACCACUUGGCAGAAGCGACGGCGGCGGCGGCGGGCGGAGGGGCUACCCGGGGAGGAUGUGCGGCGCCUGCUGCUGAGGGCGAUGGUCGGAUACGACUGGGUGGACGAGUUCAACGGCAAGGACGAACGCGUCCGGGGCGCGUUUACCGAGCAGGAUGUUGUGGUUCUCGAGGAAAUUUUCUUCCGCUGCGCUUUUGGGGACAACACCGAUGCUAGAGCUACCGCUACCGUUUCAGACCAGUCGCUCCGUCUAGAUCCGGGAGACCUGUGCGGUGACCUCCGCCGCUUGCAGCUGCAGAUGCAAACGAACCCUGGAGGGAAAGGGAAGACACCGAUGCUGCUGGCAGUUCGCGAGAGCCCCAACCUCUUCCAGUUGCUCUCUUCAGGCGUCAUCGAGGCCCUGCCCGACGCCCUCGCCAGGGCGGAAGCCCGGCUGCCUCAGGCCCAGCGGCCUCUCGGCCUAGACUGGAACCGCUUCUUGGGGGUGAUGGGCCUUUGCCUGGAGAGCGUCUACGGCGGGACGGGGCUCCUGGCGGCCUCCGCCGUCGCUCGACUGUUCGAAGAAAAAACGGACGACAAGCUGGAGUUUCUGACGCGACGUCGCAAUCGCCUGCCCCCACGGGACACGGUCAAAGUGGGUGCACGGCAGCAGAAGGGUAAGUACCGAGGGUUCGAGAGCGCGCCGGCGGUGGUUGGAGCGGACGGGUCCAUCGGGGUGACUGAGGGGACACCAGGAGGAGCAACGAAGGGGGCGAAGGCCGGCUCCGGUACGACAGGAAGCAGCGUUGCGGCCGGGUCGUACAGCGCUGAAGACACAUCGGUGCCCGAAGCCGGGUCGUCGAUGGGCACCAGAGAUGACGCUCUUUUCGAAGCAGGAAGCAGCGGGGCCAGCAGGGGUAGCAGGAGGCGGGAAGGAACACCGGCAACAACGACCAGCGCAAAUGGUCACGGCGGCGCGGUGGCGAGCAGACCGGGCGGCCCGGUCGUCGUCGGCAUCGGCGGCGGCUACGGCGACGCCGACUGGGGGAAUAGAAGCAAACGGCGGGGCGGGGGAGCCGCGGCGCUAAAGUCUCUCCUCCGCCCACAAGCACGGCACGAAGUUGUUAGAGGCUACGGGGAAGCGGUAUGCAAGCGGAGGGAGCGGCAGCGGGAAGCUCUCAAGCGCGCCCUGGAGCCCGACGUGGAGCCUACGCGGGCCUACAAGCCGUGCGGCCUGUGCCAGGCCCCCUUCCCCGUGGAAAGCCUGGGGUCCACGGUCAGCCUGAAAGUUCUUGCGACCUUCUUGGCGAUGGCCGGCGCCCCCAGCGAGCGCUUCGACCGCAAGGCGUCCGGGCUGUCUGCGUUGCACCGGUUGCCGCUCUGUGUUUUCUGCGGACAGUUUUUCGACCCCGACUUCCCGGGAGGGGUCAUUCCUCCCACCAGGAAUGCCACGCUGACAAGAGGGGGCGGAAGACGCCGCUUGAAGGGCGACGCCUCCCUCUCAUCAUCAUCAUCCUCGUUGGAAUCCUCCCUGCUCUUGUUUUCACCAUCUCUCCGUGCUACCGUUGAGGCGAACGGACUCGUUCCGUUCUUCGACGACAGGUUCCCGGAGAGGUGGUCGGAGGCGCCUCCGCCGUCGUCCGCCCCAGCGGGUCGUGCCUCCUCGCCAUCGCCGCCUUCUUUGUCGUUGCCGUCGAGACCGUUCGAUGCAUUGUGCUCGUCCUCGAGUGCGACGGGGCAGCACAAGGGCCACGGGUCGGCCCCGUCCUCUGCAACAACGCGUGGUGGUGGUGGUGGUGGCGGCGGCGGCGGUGCUGGCGACAAGCAGCACGUGGGCGAAGCGACGGAGCUGAGGGAAAUUGGGAGGCUAGUGCGUCGUGGGUGUUCGAUACGCGACAGGCUAACCUUCCCUCCCUAGCUGGAGGGACGACCCCAAAAAAGGCGUGACCUCGGAUCUGCGUUGUGAGCCGUCUGUAGUCUAAGACCGAUCAAGGAUUUGUAUAAUUUUCUUUUUUGUUCGUUGAGGUUCACUGGGCUGUUCUGUUGGUAAACUCGUGGCUUAUGGGG